This is a messenger RNA of Dromiciops gliroides (monito del monte), 2340 nucleotides long. Its product is annotated as vomeronasal type-2 receptor 26-like. Gene Ontology annotation, biological process: G protein-coupled receptor signaling pathway. The transcript is spliced from 5 exons. Gene Ontology annotation, molecular function: G protein-coupled receptor activity. NCBI's taxonomy places the organism in Eukaryota, Metazoa, Chordata, Mammalia, Microbiotheria, Microbiotheriidae. The coding region runs from base 133 to 2340 and encodes 735 amino acids. The record is from RefSeq and is a predicted model, not a curated record. Gene Ontology annotation, cellular component: membrane.
UACGCAGCCUCCCAGGGCUUUGUCUUUGCCAUUGAGGAGAUCAACAGAGAUGUCUACCUGCUCCCCAACCUCACCCUGGGAUUCUCCAUCUGGGACUCUGGGGACUCUAUUGCUGGGGCUUUCCUGGGAACCAUGGACUUCCUGACUGGGCAGGGGAAGCCUGUCCCCAAUUAUAGCUGCAGAGCCCGCCCUCCUCCGACUGCCCUCAUCGGGGAACUUCGUUCUGCUCUGUCUAUACCUAUGGCUAGAUUGUUGGGACUUUAUAAUUUCCCCCAGAUCAGCUAUGCAUCCAGUGUAGUCAGCCUGAGUGAUAAGACUCACUUCCCUUCCUUCCUGAGAACAAACCCCAGUGAUGAAGCCUGGGUCCGAGGUGUUGCCUCCUUGCUGAACCAUUUUGGCUGGAUUUGGGUAGGAAUUAUCUCAGAUGAUGAUGAUUUUGGUCAUCAAGGAGGCUCCCUGGUGAGUGCUGAGAUGGAGAAGUUUGGCAUCUGCCAGGAAUUCCUCAUUUGCCUUCCAAACUACUAUUUGCAAGAAUCUUUCCAGCAGGGCUUCCAUGUAGUGAUGAGAUCGACAGCCAAAGUUAUCAUUGAGAUUAUGAGCACUUUGAGUUUACUUAGCUUCUUAGAUAUGUUCCCAUUUCAUGAUAUUGUUGGAAAGAUCUGGAUAAAAAAGUAUAUCCAAUAUAUUGAGUUGAGGAGCUAUAACCCAGAUAGUUCUCAAAGUAUCAGCACUUCUCUGCCUCAACAGACAAUUCAAGGAUUCCCAAAAUUUAGUCAUCAGUAUCCAGACAAGACCCAAGCAUUUUGGGAAAAGAAAAUAAGACAGAGUCCUUGUCCCAUAGGGAAUCACACCAAGAUGGCAGGACAGUUUUGCUCAGGAUCAGAGCAUGUGCAGGGCCAAGACAUUCCCUUGCUGGAUAUGGGUCAUUGUACUAUAGCCUACAGUUCCUACAAAGCAGUGUACAGUGUGGCCCAUGCACUCCAGGACCUGAGCUCCUGUGAGCUACGAGAGUUGCCCAUUGGAAACAAGAUGUGCCCAGAGGUCAUGACCUUCAGUCCCUGGCAGCUCCUGCAUUAUAUCAAGAAGGUGCAUUUCCAGACUCUUUGGGAGAGUGAGGUUUUUUUUGAUGCUAAUGGUGAUGUUCCUGCUAUGUAUGAAAUUAUUAUACGACACGUGAAUGCUGAGGGUUUAUUUCGCCUGGCUAACAUUGGUAGUGUGGAUUUCACAGCCCCACAUGGGAAAGAAGUGGUAAUCAAUGACAGUGCCAUAUUGUGGAGAGGAGGAGAGACCCAGGUCCCCCAAUCUGUUUGCAGUGAAAGUUGCCCUCCAGGGUCCAACCAGAUCCAUGCACAAGGACGGCCCCACUGUUGUUUUGAUUGUAAACCCUGCCCAGUGGGGCAGUUUUCAGACCAAAAAGAUAUGCAGCAAUGUGCAGAGUGCCCAGAGGACCAAUAUCCCAACACACACAGAAAUGGCUGCCUCCCCAAAGUCCUGACUUUCCUGGGCUAUGAAGAACCUCUGGGGAUGGCUCUGUCUUGUUUAGCCCUUGCCCUCUCUCUCCUCACAGUCAUCAUUUUCUUGAUUUUUGUGAAACACCGAGACACCCCCAUAGUCAAAUCCAACAACAGAGCUCUCAGCUAUACUCUGCUUAUCUCCCUCACCUUCUGCUUCCUCUGCUCCUUGCUCUUCAUUGGCCGCCCAACCACAGCCAGCUGCCUCCUCAGACAGAUGACUUUUGGAAUCACCUUCACAGUGGCCAUCUCUUCUGUUUUAGCCAAAACCAUCAUUGUGGUUCUGGCCUUCAAAGCUACAAGGCCAGGAAGCUGGCUCAAGAGGUGGGCAAGUACACGAGUGUCCAGUGCUGUUGUCCUCAUCUGCUGCCUCAUCCAAGUGACCCUCUGUGUUAUCUGGAUAGCCACAUCUCCCCCAUUCCUAGAUGUGGUCACUGACUUUGAGCCUGGCCACAUCCUCAUUCUUUGUAAUGAGGGCUCCAUGACCACCUUUUACUGUGUCCUGGGCUACAUGGGAUUCCUGGCCCUGGGGAGCUUCACGGUGGCUUUCUUGGCUAGGAACCUGCCUGACACCUUCAAUGAAGCCAAACUUAUCACCUUCAGCAUGUUGGUGUUCUGUAGUGUCUGGGUCUCCUUCCUCCCUGCCUACCAAAGCACCAAGGGAAAGGCCAUGGUGGCUGUGGAGAUAUUUGCCAUCUUGGCCUCCAGUGCUGGCUUGCUGGUCUGCAUCUUAAUCCCCAAGUGCUAUGUGAUUCUAUGGAGGCCACAUCAGAACACCCUGGAGUGGUCCAAGGGCCACCCUCAUUCCCGGGGAGCAGUUUCACCUUAA